This is a messenger RNA of Penicillium concentricum, 1236 nucleotides long. Its product is annotated as cation diffusion facilitator family transporter. The transcript is spliced from 2 exons. Bases 1 to 1236 code for a protein of 411 amino acids. Gene Ontology annotation, molecular function: monoatomic cation transmembrane transporter activity. Gene Ontology annotation, cellular component: membrane. Gene Ontology annotation, biological process: monoatomic cation transport; transmembrane transport. The record is from RefSeq and is a predicted model, not a curated record. Lineage: Eukaryota; Fungi; Ascomycota; Eurotiomycetes; Eurotiales; Aspergillaceae.
AUGAACCAGGAAACUAAUACACAUAGUCGGAAAUAUCAUGAACGAAACAAUGGACUGAUCUCCCAAUAUCUUUACAUUGACCGACUGCUGGACUCGUCGCUACCCCAUAACCUGAUCGAGGACUACAAUGGAUGCAAUCAUGCUUCGGGAAAUGGAAUGCUUCCUUUAGAAGAUGAUCAGGAACCAGAACCCAAUCCGAAGAUCGGAAGGACCAAACGCACCCCGCACAAUCUUUAUCGGAUUCCCGAUGAGACAACACCCUUGGUCCAAUCCCCCGGGCAAGAAGACGGCCCAUCAGAGCCAUUCCUUGAUCUGGAGUCGCACGGCGGGAUGUCCCCAGAUGACGAGGAGCGCGUCAUCAACCUGGCCAUUCGCAUCAAUUUCGUCGCCAACGUUGCUCUCCUGGGCUCCAAGAUCGCUAUCAUGGCAAUGACUAGCUCCAUGUCUAUGCUAGCAGGCCUAGUUGAUGGAGUUUUGGACUUUCUCAGCACAGUGAUUGUCUGGGUAACCACCAUCAUGAUCCGCCGACAAGAUCGCAACCGGUAUCCCAUCAGCCGCCGGCGGUUAGAGCCCAUCAGUGUGUUGAUCUUCUCAGUCAUCAUGGUGACUUCCUUUUUCCAAGUCGCACUGUCGUCUAUGAAACAAUUGAUUGGAGAUGAUCGCACGGUUGUUGAGUUAUCCACCACAUCGAUCGUCUUGAUGGGUGGUACUGUUUUAGUUAAGCUGCUCUGCUGGAUCUGGUGCCGGUUGAUUCCUAGCCCAAGCGUCCAGGUCUUGGCCCAGGAUGCCAUGACUGACGUUGUUUUCAACAUAUUCAGCAUCAUCUUCCCAUUAAUUGGCACUUUUGCAAAUCUCUGGUACUUGGAUCCCUUGGGUGGUCUGUUCCUCUCCUUCUACAUCAUGUGGAACUGGGGUCAGACGGCUGCGGAAUACAUCCGGCGGUUGACAGGUGCAGCUGCCUCUCCCGACGAUCAUAGCAUUUUGCUAUAUAUGACCAUGCGCUUCUCCCGAGUCAUUCACAAGAUUCAGGACUUGAAAGCCUACUAUGCAAGUGACAAGCUGAACGUUGAGGUUGACCUCGUCGUGGAUGAAAAGAUCAGUUUGCGGGAUAGUCAUGACGUUGGCGAGAGUUUGCAGUAUAUCAUCGAGAGUGUGCCUACUGUUGACCGUGCCUUUGUGCAUUUGGACUAUGACGAGUGGAACCUGCCCAGCCAUAUGAACCAGAUGGACCGGUAA